Drosophila grimshawi is the source of this 603-nucleotide messenger RNA. RefSeq names its product putative mediator of RNA polymerase II transcription subunit 15. The record is from RefSeq and is a predicted model, not a curated record. The coding region runs from base 57 to 584 and encodes 175 amino acids. Lineage: Eukaryota; Metazoa; Arthropoda; Insecta; Diptera; Drosophilidae. The transcript has 3 exons.
AUCAACAACAUUACAAUAAUUAUGCGAUAUGGAACAAUAACAGCAACAUCGACGAUAUGUUGGAAUAUGUGUUACCGUUCAGGAUUAAAGAGCAGCAACAGCAGCAAUACAACACCAACAACAACAGCAGCCACAGCAACACUAACAACAACAGCAAUAUGACAACAGUCAAUUAUAAUCAGCACUUGAUGCAGCAGCAACAGCAGCCACAGCAGCAACAAUACAUGCAACAAGCUUACGUUUACACGCAACAACAGCAACAACAACAACAACAGCAGCAACAACCACUAACGCCAGCAACAACUUCUGCAGUUAGCAGCUGCUACUUUACAACAAUGGAACAGCAGCAGCAGCAGCAACAACAACAACAAUUGCAGCAAACACAGCAGCAAUUCCUGGUGCCAACACAGCGCCACAUGCAACAACAACAGCAGCAGCAGCCACAACAGGCGCUGCCUCAGAACGAGACACGCCUGCGCAUAGGGAGCGCAACCAUAAGGGGCACAACCAUAAGAGAGCAGCAACAAUGCAAUUUCGCAUUACAGUCGUCCCCCCUUCAAUUUUCGCUCAUAAUUGCAAUCUAACAGAUAGCGCUGUGCAGGG